AAUAGUGGGAAAGCUCCAUCUUAGCUGUGCCGUAGGCUGCAUUAAAAAAAGGGAACGAACAGCGCUCUUUCAGCAUCCUUUCAGACAAGAGCACCAAAAUCUGUGACACUGAAUACAGUAAGAUAACUCUUCAAGAAUGGCAACCUUCAACACCACUCACUGGAAUGAGACGACAUCCAUUUACCAAUACCUGGGCUUUCAAGUGCAAAAAAUUUACCCUUUCCAUGAUAACUGGAACACGGCCUGUUUUAUUAUCCUGAUUAUAUUUAUCUUUACUGUAGUUUCUCUGGUGGUGUUGGCUUUCCUCUAUGAACUGCUAGACUGUUGCUGCUGUGCGAAAAAUAAAACUAUGAAAGACCUGGAGAAUGAACCCAAUCCUGUUAGAGCAAUGAUGGACAGCUUCAGAAAGCGCGAAACAGAGGUGGUGUAGGAAGGACUGAUCAUCAGCACGUGAAGAACAUUCACCUCCAGUGAAGCCUCUUGAACCUCACAAACGAGCAAGUCACUUUUUUUUUUUUGCCCUUAAAUAUAAUUAAUAACAACAGUUACCAUUUUAUCUCUGGAUGUGAACUUGAAUAAUUAGCAAAGGUUCCUGAGGGCUUAGCAAAAGGAUGAUCUGUUCCAAUGUUAUGGGGGAAGAAAACAUUUUUGUUUUUAAAUGAACUUUUGUUUUUUUUACAUCAAGUUACUAGAGUAGAUUUGUUUACCCGAACAAACAAAUGUUACUGCAAGUGCUUAAAACUCUGUUGUUUAAUUGGAGAAAACGUUUUAUAAAAUUUCUCAGCAAUCUAAUCACAUACAGGGCAAAGACAGCGCUGUCCUCCCACUGAGGUCAAAAAUACAGAGACAAGGAUGACAAAGAAAGGGGAAAAAAGUUUGAGGUAAGAGGGUUUGACGGCAAGAGAUCCCAAGAGACAGGGGAGGCUUGAAUGAAUGCUCAUCUUCAGCAGCUCUUCUUAUUCCAAGUUCUUUCCUUUUAGAAAAGAGGGAGGUGGGAGUAAAGUAAGCCAAUAUGAAAUCCAUCCCCAAAACGUUAGCCUUCUCUAACCCCCUGCACUAAAAUAUGACCCCUUCUCCCUGCUGUCCAGAGGACUGCUCUCCCCGACUUAAUAUUCAAUCUGUUCAUCAAUUUCUGGGUGUUGAAAACACUAAUACACUAGCUUAAGAUUACACUACUAUUUCCACAAGAGCAUACAGAACCGAGACUAUGAUCCAGAAGAAACAGGAGUAUCUUUCUGCCUCAAGGCAACCACAUCAUUUUCUUCAGGCCCAAAACUACACAAAUCUUUUCUUAUGCUUUACAAAUUACCUACCCGUUGCUCCUGGCUACAGGGAAUUAGAUGGGAUGGAUAUAUCAUUCCUAUCUCCACUUUUCAAAGCAAACUGGAGCUGAUCCCUUUCCUGCCAUGAAACACAAGCAGACAGGUUGCAGACCUCCCACGCUGAUGAUAGUAACUCCACCCAGCUUGCAUGAGGUUUUCAUCAGUAGGUGUCAACACGCUUCACAAAGCGGGUCACAUCACGAUAGACCUUGCACUACUGAUGGUGGGAUGGAGGCACAGUGAGAAGUGACUUCAUUUUGCACAAGAGAAACUCAGCAUACCCCAUCAGCCUGCAAAUGCAUCCUGGAGUUCACACACAAACCUCUCUAACAAAUUGUCUCCAUUACCCUUGGACCAUCAAUUUUUACCUCUAGCUCAUCAGAUUAUUUUUCUUUUAUUAUUGUGCUCCAUCUAUAACUUUUAAAACAGAAGAGUUUUGCAGUUACAAAUAACCACUGAAAUACAAUGACAUAUCUGUUCAACUACCAGCCAUCAGUACUGCCCACUAAGUCACACACACACACACUACAGAUCACACAGAAAACCACGUAGACCAGUGAGAAACAUCCCAACCAGACUGAAAAGGUUUGUAAGACAAAGUUUUUAAUGGUAUUAAAAAAAAAAAACACACAUACACACACAAAAAAAAUAUUCCUGUUGUUAGGGAAACAAAACAGCCUAGCGGCCAAAUAGAAGAGUAAGUUACUACACUGAUCUCGCAGUCUAUCCAUGUCAGAAAUAACUUUGCACUCUGGUCAGUACUUGUAAUUAUCUCUUACUUCUUUCGAUAAAUGCCCUCUCUCAGGCUCAAUAUGCUCCAGCUCCAGAAGGUCUGGACACACUACAGGACUUGUGAUUUUGACUCAUGCUUUUCUUGGUUCAUGAGAUAGAGUCACAAGGUACCCAGGCCACUGCUACACAAGCAGCUACUUUAGCAAUUCGUCUGGAGAAGCAAUCUCAUUCCUUCAAUCACAAAAUGAGACCACCACCACCACCAACAUUCAUCUCAGAUGCACUUCUGGCUAACUCUCACUUGUACCAGUCCCACAUGCAGAGAAUGCUUUUAGCUAAAAAUCAAACUAUAAGCACAGUUAAUGGAAGUCGAUGUCACAGAUGCAAGACAAUUUAGGAUUCAUACUGAGACAUGUGAUGAACAUGUUAGUGAUGUUAAUGACUUCUACUAUCAGGGGACACUGGAAGAUACCUCACCACCCUCUGCUGUAUUUGACAAGGUCAGCCCUGAAAUACUGGUGCCUUGCUCAAGAGAGGCAAGAGUAGCCAUUGGGACAUACUGAAUUAACACGCCUAUUUCCUGACAACGAGCACUCCAAAUAGCAAUAGGAUCGCUUUCCACUUGCGAUGUUUCUACGCGACGUGCAUCCUCACUGCACACAAGAAGGCAGCAUGCAUGAAGUAACAUGGCUAGCCUUUCUUACACUCGCUUCAUGCUCUUAGGCCCCUCCUGAGAAGCACACAUAGUGAAGACUCUUGGGACUCGUUUCAGCUACCUAUUUUACACAUCCAAACAAGGAGGCUGGGUGCCUGCACAAGGAAGAGAAGACAAAACGAUCUUGUCUUGUCUUGCACAGCGCUGGGCCCUCCAUUGUUUCCCACACACAAACUAUGCCAGAGAAGCAAAGUGGCCCAACACGGCUCCUGGAGAUUUCAGCUCUUGAAUAAGGUUGGCCUGGACCGCCGAGACAAAAGUCUUAAGAUAAAGACUGAGACCAUAACCACACCUUACUAUUGAUCAAUAAAAAGAAUAAACAUAUAUGAUCUAUCUCCUUUAUUUUCCAGUUACUCUUCUGAACAGAACGGAGUAAACCAGGCAGUUCUGAUUUUUUUGGCUUUGCAGUAACUAUCCUCAUUGGGAAGGUCACAAAAGUUUCACACGCUGUGGUCUUGUGAAGAUUAGCGUGAUCUCAAUGCCCCUCCUCCCCCCGAAAGAGACCAGGGCAGGUUCUACGAGUCACAGAAUCACAGAACAAUGAGGAACCUGCAGGCCCUACAGAGCCAGGGACUAUAGAUGCUAACAGGCAAUCACUGUGACAUUAGUUAUUAGCUUUGCAGUCACUACACAGCAAAACUAGGGACUAACCUCCUAAUUUCAUUUCUUCUCAAGGGAAGAAUUCUUUAAACAGCAGUUUUUACUCCGUUUCCCCAAGACCAGUCUUUACCACACGCAUAUCCUUACAUACGCCUAACAAUCUGGUGACUCAAAGGAAAAGUAGGUUUUGAACAAAAGGACUUUGGCAAACAAUUGAAGUGAGAAUCUUAAGUUUGAAGUCAGUUCUUACACGUGACUCUGAUAAUUAUUCAGGACCUCUGUCCAUCUACAGAAUGGGUAAAUGAGCAACGCAAGUCACCCUGUGAUGCCCCACAGUCAAUCUGAACAACUGUUCUAAAACCAUACAAAGGAGAGAUUUGGUUUACUCAUUUUCUGUUAUUUUUCUUCCAUCCUUGCUGCUUCUGUAGUAGUUAGUAUAUACUCUUCACAGAAACCCAGAAGGAGAAAACCAAAAGGAGAGUGAACUCAUUCCACAUAAAGCAUUACAGAAAUAUUGAAACCUUUCUGCCAUUGUCUGGAACAAAGCCAGCAGCAUAAAAAAUAGUCUAUUUCUCACAGCCGCACGUUCUUACUGGCAUAAGCUAAUCAUUUUACAACUGCAAAAGCAGUCAUAGAAACAUACAGCCCACAAAACCACAGAACUUUCUAGGCACCCUGCUGCUUGGUCACAUACCUGCUUAAAUCCUCCAGAUGAGAGUGACACUUGAACCGUCUGCCCUCUUCCUGCCUCCCUAUCCUUCUUUCCGCCAAAACCCCUCUUAGCCAGGAUAAACAGUUUAGGAUAUUCCAUAUACAAUUCGAUUCUCCUAAGAGAGGACAGUGCGCCAAAGCAGCUGAGGGAAACCUGGCCUCCCUGGUGGGAGGGUGUUCAGGUUGCCAAAGCAUAACUGUUGUGGAAAUCUUCAUGCUCUUGCCUAAGGUAGGCUACGACACUCUUAGGAGCCUAGAGCCCAGAAGGAGCCUCAGUCAGAGCCUCGAGGACAAGUGAUGCAAGCGGCAUCGAGACAACUGCUUCCUGUCACAUUAGAUGCACAGGAGCGCAGAAGCCCGGUAUACCAGAGGGCACAGACCUCCAACUUUAGCACUGGCAGUAGUAAAGCGAGAACAGUAGCUCUGCGCUAGCUCCCAUACGCAUAUGGAGAAACACCUGCCUCCGUUCCUUCUCCUCUCAACGGGUUUCUGUGCUCGUUUAUAAUUUCUGAUAUCAAAUGAUAUUCUCCAACAAUGAGCUCUUUUGCCAGGUUGGACAGAAAACUACCUUCAUUUAUUUUAAAAUGCCUGGCUGAAAACUUUAUUUGGUGGCCUAAGCGCUCUGAAAAGCUGAAGGUACAUAAUCUCUUUGCUCUCUCCUCACAUAGAAGCUGCUCCACUCCUCCCAUUGUCCUUGACAUUUUUCUCUGCUGUUUUUAGUUUUAUUGUUUCCUUUUUGAGUUUAGAAGAGAGCUGCAUGCAGCAUUCGAGACACGAGCACGCAAUGGAUACACACAGCAGCGUGUUUUCUGUUUUAGCAAUUCCUGACAUUCAAUUUGCCUUUUAGACGUUAGCAGAAAACUCCAUGAGCGCUUUCAGAGAACUAUUCACAAGAGCUCUGAGUUAAUCAUCUCACACAGUAACAGUGGAUAUAGCACACGCCACUGGGUGUAUACAAAUCCUUUUCCUACGGCUCCCACUGCUACGCUUCUCAUUUGCUCACACCGUUUCGGUGCUGGCUUAUUAGUCGCUUAUUUACUACUGAGACUUACAUCGUCAGCAUCACCAUCCUAGGAAAACGACAAAACUCCUGAUCGCAGCAGAAAGGAACCUGCAGAAGCCCUGGCAUUUGUGAACAAAGACUUAUUCUCAGGUAAAACAAGAAUAACUGCUAAACAGAAUAUAUUGAGUAGGAUAAAAAUUACAGGAUCCAUCUUGUGACAGUCUAUGACUUUCAGAUUAUGACUUUCAGAAAUAACUUUUGGGCUCUUUCUUGCCAGACAAGGGUGGGGAGGAAAGGGGUGUGACUUAUUACUAUGCGGUCUAGCGUUUAUUGAUAUUUACAAACGAAAGCCCAGCUUCCUCUGAAGUAAAGCUUGGGCAGCAAGCCUUCUUCCAACUAACAGCAUACAACACAAAGGACAAGGCUUGACCUGUAUAUGCAAUAACAAGAAUUUUUUUCCAUGUUGUGCACAUAAGUGACACUUUAAGAGCAAGAAUGACCACAGCUGCUACCAGAAUUCACAGACUGAUUCAUGCUAAUGAAUUAGAGCUCAGAAGGAGACAGCAGACAACGUAAAACAUCUGCUAAGCAGGA
This is a messenger RNA of Struthio camelus australis, 5677 nucleotides long. The record is from RefSeq and is a predicted model, not a curated record. Lineage: Eukaryota; Metazoa; Chordata; Aves; Struthioniformes; Struthionidae.